AUGAAUCACAUACAUAAUUAACAAGGGAGAAAGAUUUGGUAUUACUUUGAGUGGAUAAAUUAAUAAACACUUAAUAGAUAGAAAAAAAGAAAUCAAAUUAAAAAAAAGAAAAAAAACUAAAUAUAUUUAGCACCUCAAAUAUCAAUAAAAAUGUCUUAAUUAGUUUGGGAAAUCGUCAAGAACAACAACGCUUUCUUAGUUAAGAACAACGGUGUUGCUUUCACCACUGACCCCUUCUCUGUCACUGGUAGAAACACUCAAGUCGGUCUUGGUUUCACCCACAGACACGGUGUCGCCUUGAAGGGUGGUGCCAAGCAAGCUAUUGCUACUUCCCUCAGAAAGAACCAAUCUCACAAGGUCAAGAAGACUGGUACCAUUGAAGCUGAAACUCUUACCGUUAAGGGUGGUGUUUAAAGAGUUGCUAAGGUUAUUAGAGGUAGAUUCCAAUCUAAGGGUCUUAAGCAAUUCGCUCUUAAGAAGCUCGUUAACUUCCACAGAGCUAAUGUCAGAGCUCAAGCUAACCUCAAGGCUGAAUCUAAGGCUAAGAAGAACUGA
Tetrahymena thermophila SB210 is the source of this 555-nucleotide messenger RNA. Its product is annotated as 60S ribosomal protein L28. Gene Ontology annotation, molecular function: structural constituent of ribosome. The transcript has 3 exons. Gene Ontology annotation, cellular component: cytosolic large ribosomal subunit; ribosome. Gene Ontology annotation, biological process: translation. The record is from RefSeq and is a predicted model, not a curated record. NCBI's taxonomy places the organism in Eukaryota, Ciliophora, Oligohymenophorea, Hymenostomatida, Tetrahymenidae.